AUUUGUUUAUAGCGUUAAAGGUUUUCAGCUUUCAUUUUCCCUGCUUCAUCACUAAUUUUGUCCAUCAGUAUGGCUAUAAACAACAUUCGAGAAAAACUUGAUGAUGAUCAACUGGACUUGAGUAUGAUGAAUUUAAAAGAAGUUCCAUUGAAAGACAUCGCAAGCGUCCCUCGUGCUACAACCUUGGAUCUUUCUAACAACCUACUCAGGAAUCUCCCAUCAAACUUUGGAUCUCAACUGACUCAUCUGGUCAAGCUUGAUCUUUCCUCCAAUAAGUUAACUUCUUUACCAUCAACUUUCCAUCUCUUGGUUAAUCUGAAGCAUCUAGACCUCUACAACAAUCAGCUGAAAGACCUUCCUCCAUCUCUGCAUCACCUGAAGCAUCUCCGGUUUUUGGAUAUUAAAAAUAAUCCUCUGAAUCCUGAGCUGCAGAAAAUAAUUGGCCAGUGUCUAACUCAGAAGGAGUGUGAGAGUGCUGCUAAAAAACUUAUUGCUCAUUUUACCAGAGAGAAAAAUCUUGCUCUCAGUCAAGAGAUGGCCAACAAAGCUAAGGAGGCUCAUGAACAACAGCAACAACAGCAGCAGCAAAAGGUGGAAUCUGAUGCGCUGCGUCAGAGAACUGAGAAGAAAACUGUGAAGAAAGACAAGCAGCCUGAAAAGAAACAAACAAAGACUCAAGUUGAAACUAACUCUUCCACAAGGAAUACUGGCAGCAGUGGAGGCUCCUUUACUUCGAAAUCAUCCAACAACAAGAAUAGAAGACAGGCUGCUGGUGAGAGGAGCAGUGGCAGCAGCUGGUGUUCAUUCAUGGGUCUAAUAAACCUGAUGCUGAUGGCCUGCAUUGCCACAGCUGCAGGCUGGUGCCUACACCUCCACCUGGAAGGGGACUACAGCCAGGCAGGUUGGCAGGCUGCUGUUCCCCGCUUCCAAAAGAGUUUCCAAAAACUCCAGAAUUUGACCGCCGAAGCGCUCCAGCCUGAAAACUUGAAGAAAACUGGACAAGUCAUGUACAAGAGUGCCAGCGUCUCCCUUGGCUACGCUGGUGACGCAGUGCAGAAGACAGCUUACGCAGCUCAAGAUUACCUCGAGGUCUACACUGGAGAUCUAACGCCAUACACUUCGCAAGUGUCGCGCGUGAGCAGACAAGCAUAUGAGUGGACAACAGUUCAAUGCGGUGCUGUGUACGAGUGGCUGCUGAAGCAGGACUGGCAAGGCAUGUGGGACGCCACUGUCACUUUCUGCUACGCCAUUUUGAAUAAACUCCAGGAGUGGUGGACGGAGCUGCUGAAGAAUCCCACGGUGAGGUCAGCUUGGAACGCGCUAUGCGAGUUCACAGUCUCAGCCAUUGCCUACAUACGGCAGUUGAUGCACUCGCUCAUAGGCUACCUUUACAACGUCGGCCCCGUUUGGGCAAAGAUUAUACGAGACAAUACAAUGAGUGCCGUAACUUCCGUCAAGGACAGUGUGCAGUCGAUGCUCAAGUAGCCUUAACCUCAUCUAUUAUCAAUAUAUGCCUUUUGUCUGUACAUUUUAGCUUCGUUUGGCAGUGUUCGAGUGAUUAACUUCUAUUUUAAAUCGUACGUUCUGGAGAAAUGAAUAUCUCUACAUUCAAUAGUAGAGCUUAUAACUCUUGAGAACUGCGCGUGGUUCUUGUUGCGUUUAUAUUCUGACUUUCCCUUGAGUUGGUUUAGCUUAAUCAUCCAAAACGAAUAUGAAUGCUACGCUAAAAUUGUGGCGCUAUUUGUAUGCUUUUUUUGAUUGAACAAUUUAUCUUUGCUAUCAAUAGGCUUUACAUUAAAACGCAUAUCGCGUUCUUGAACUUGAAUGUUGGACGCGCGGUACUGUUUGCUAGCUUGUGUUUCUAAGCAAAUUUGUUCGUGGUUAUUGCAUCAGAAAACGCUAUGAUGUAGCUAACCCAUUUGAUAGUACGUUCAUGUAUUUUUAACUGCCCUUGCGCGAGUAAGUUCAGACACUUUCUGGCGCUAAAAUGUUAAAUGUUUUUCAUACUUCAUUGGCUGUCAGGCUUUUUGUAUGACAGAGCUUGGAGACUCGAGUUGAAGAUAACUUUUUCUAGGAUUAGAUGUAAUAUUAUAUAUUUAGUUGACUGCUCGCAGAAUAAUUUAUCGUAAUUACUUUUCUUACCCUAUUGUUAGAUUUUUUUUCCUAGACCCAUACCCUUUCCAAGUCACAACAACUUGAAUAUCAUCUCUCAUUUACACUAAGAUUUAUCCUAACCAUUGUGUCCAUCUAUUGAUUAUCCUACCUAAAUGAUUCAUACAUAUUCAGCUGACUAAUCAUUAAUCUUUAUUGCCUUGAUCCUUCACAAGUCUUUUCGUCCCCUCCACACAUGAAAGUCCCUUUUGUAUUCACGUGCUGGCAGUGUUGGUCACCAGCACCUUCAAUGGCUGGUAAUUAACCGAGGGCCGGCAGUGUGGUGUACGGUGCACACUAAGGGCAUCAUGACUACACUUUCCUCAGAGUCUGGGCAUAUAUGUGGCUCCUGUUUUUUUCUAAUUUUUCAUUAUCAAUUUUAUUUUACGGAAUUUCUGUUGUUUAAAAAUCUCUGCCUUCAAAUGUUUUUUAACCAUCUAAAUUUUCCACUAAUUUGCUCGCGAUGGUCUUUCGUUAUUUUAUGGUCUCAUUUGUAGAAUCUACAAUUCUAUGCGUUGUUCGCUGAACCAUUGGUCAAGAUUUUAUUGAAAAUUGAAAGAAUCUAUUAGAAUUAUAUUGGAAUUGAUUUUUGACUGAAUAUUUCUUUAGCUUUUCUACUUUGUUUAGCUUGCCCUGCAUAUAUCACAUUUUUUAUUUUUCUUUAUUUCUUAUUACGAAGCAGCAACCUAAUGUUGACUUUCAUUAAUAAAUUUUGUUAAAUUUACA
Hyalella azteca is the source of this 2877-nucleotide messenger RNA. RefSeq names its product leucine-rich repeat-containing protein 59. The transcript is spliced from 6 exons. Bases 70 to 1485 code for a protein of 471 amino acids. Gene Ontology annotation, molecular function: protein binding. The record is from RefSeq and is a predicted model, not a curated record. NCBI's taxonomy places the organism in Eukaryota, Metazoa, Arthropoda, Malacostraca, Amphipoda, Hyalellidae.